CUCUGGGCUUGGUCACAGGUCGCAGCUUAGCUAAGUGCAAGGGUUUGUGAGCUGUUCAAAGACCAGAACAACCAAAGUCGCAGCCAUUUUCCGGUCGGCCUCGCAAGAAAUCGAUUGAAUCCAUUCUUCAAAGUUUUUUGGUGCAUUGGUUAUUUGCAUAAGGUCUGGACUCUCUUUCCACUUGUAAUUGGCUAUGCCUCUUUAAUCUUAUUGAAUUCCAAACUAGUCUGUAAUGGCAGUCAUGGACCCUUCACGGUCUUUGGAGAUAUUAGUCCGAGAGCCAGAAGGGUUUUCUCUCUGUACCGGCCCUCCAUUUAGCAAUGGGCAACCAUGUAUUAAGAUCGAAAAAGUUCCCUGUACCAAUGCCAAGUUCAGUGAAGAUGGAUCAAGACUCAUGGUUACUAAAUCUGAUUCUAUUAGUAUCUAUGAUUGCCGCAGCUCUACAGAGAUUAGAUCCUUUGAAGUACCCAAUGAUCUUGCUGUUACCCUUUCUCCAUGUGGGACUUAUCUCCAGACCUUUCAGAAAUCCUCAACACCACAGGAGAAGAACUUGAUCUUGUGGAAGAUCGAAACAGGUACUUCUGUUUAUAGUCAGUUCCAGAAGAGCAUGUCUAAAACCACAUGGCCUUCCAUCCAGUUUAGCUCUGAUGAAUCUGUUGCUUGUCGGAUGGCAACAAAUGAAAUACAAUUUUUUGAUGCUGGUGAUUUUUUAAAAGGAAUUAUAUAUCGGCUUAGAAUCCCUGGUGUAGCUGCAGUUGAGCUAUCUAAAACACCUGGAUCCCAUGUUGCAGCAUUUGUAGCAGAAUCUAAGGGAAUUCCUGCUAGUGUCCAGAUAUUUGCAUGUGGAAAGGAUGCACAGGCUCAACCUAUUGCUCGACGGAGUUUCUUCCGGUGCUGCACAGUGCAAUUGAGUUGGAAUUAUGGUUCUACUGGGCUUCUGGUUGUAGCACAAUCAGAUGUUGAUAAGACCAACCAGAGUUACUAUGGUGAAUCAAAGUUGAAUUACCUGACAACUGAUGGGGUACAUGAAGGACUUGUGCCUCUACGUAAAGAAGGGCCUGUUCAUGAUGUUCAGUGGUCUUCUUCUGGUUCUGAAUUUGCUGUUGUUUAUGGAUUUAUGCCUGCAAAAGCAACAGUGUUUGAUAAGAAGUGCAAUCCAAUACUUGAACUUGGAACAGGGCCUUACAAUACUAUCAGAUGGAACCCAAAAGGGAAGUUUUUAUGUUUGGCUGGUUUUGGUAACUUACCUGGGGAUAUGGCAUUUUGGGACUAUGUGGAGAAAAAGUUGCUUGGAACAACAAAAGCUGAAUGCUCUGUAACAAGUGAAUGGUCCCCAAAUGGACUCUAUUUCAUGACUGCAACAACAGCUCCCAGACUUCAAGUUGACAAUGCGAUUAAAAUUUUCCACCACAAUGGAUCAUUGUACUUCAAGAAGAUGUAUGACAAGCUGUACCAGGCAGAGUGGAAACCAGAGGCUCCUGAAAAAUUUGGUGAUGUUGCUGAGCUAGUAAAAUCUGUAGAUGCCUUAAAGGUUGAUGAAGUCAAACCACAAGGCCAAGGGGCGAAGUCUUCCCAAGCUUCCACAAAGAAAGCCACCAGCACCAUACCUGUGCAGAAACCUGCUGCAUAUCGCCCACCCCAUGCUAAAGAAGCAGCUGCUGUUCAGGCACAGUUGUUUGGAGGAGGUAGUCCUUCAGAAGAAAUGAGCAAGAAUGCAUUGAGAAACAAGAAGCGUAGGGAGAAACAGCGAGAGAAAAAAGCUGCUGAGGCCGCUUCUGCUGCUGGUGGUACUUGACUGUGUUGUGUAAAAAGUCUACAGAUCCGCAUGAAGGCUAAUUUUAUACAUAUAGCCUGUCCCAAACUAAAUAUCAAGUCUUGAUAGAAAGCGUGGUUACAUUCAAGCCCUUGCUCAUGUUCAUCAUAGUUUUGUUAUGAUUGGUUUUCUUGAUCGGGGUGAGGGCAUCAUUUGGUUAAUAUUCUUGAUUGGGUUCAAGUUAUCCAUACUUUCCUUUUUCUUUUCUUUGCAACGGCAAAUAAGAGUAGUUUUACCGUCAUUUUCCUUUUCGGUUCUUGUGGUUGAUAAGCUGGAUAUCUGAAACUGGUCGAAAUUUUAUUGAUCUUGUUGUCGAAAUUGUCAUUGAUCA
This is a messenger RNA of Nelumbo nucifera (sacred lotus), 2144 nucleotides long. RefSeq names its product Eukaryotic translation initiation factor eIF2A family protein. Lineage: Eukaryota; Viridiplantae; Streptophyta; Magnoliopsida; Proteales; Nelumbonaceae. Gene Ontology annotation, biological process: translational initiation. The record is from RefSeq and is a predicted model, not a curated record. Gene Ontology annotation, molecular function: ribosome binding; mRNA binding; tRNA binding. Gene Ontology annotation, cellular component: cytosolic small ribosomal subunit.